GACCCUUCCCAUUUGUCCUUGGACACUUGAAUCUCCGCCUCACAUUAAUUCGUCGAGCUAAGCCUCCUUUACUUUGCAAACGCCAACACAAUGCAUCUUUAAAACGAUAAUCAAUGUCUACUUUUACGUUAUUAAAACAAGAUUGUUAAUGCCGUUUCGGUCCAUAAUAAGCUUUUGGCAAGCAAUAAAAAACAGAAGACGGGUACAUGGUAAAACCAUUCAUUUGAUUGGUCUGCCACUGAUAAGCAAUUGGUUGCCGUGACUUGAUUUUUACGCAGUAAUGCUUUUUUUUUUUUUCAUUACUCGGUUGGGCCGACAGGGCAAAGGGUGUUUCUUCAUCUACCGACCUUGUCAUCAUGUCGCUUACCUUGGAUUUCUUGCUUCCCCCUCCUCCUUCCACUUACAAGGCCGAUCAGGCUUCCGUUGUUCACUCUUCUUUGAGCGAUUCCAUCGAUCGUCUCCUUGAACCUGUGGGUCCUCACUUCUUGGCCCAUGCUCGCAGAAAGAGACAUAACCGUACUUUCUCCGAAGAUGAACUUCAUCAAGCUAAAGAAAAGGCCGAACAAGUCGUUGAAGAAGAAAAGGUUGACUUUGAAUACGAGGAAGUCGAUACCAACACUGUCAACACCGACCCCACACAGUGGAAGACUCAGGAUAACUAUGCUGUCUUGGGUUUGACCAAGUACCGUUACAAGGCUAACGAGGAGCAAAUCAAGAAGGCUCACCGUCGUAUGGUCUUGUUGCACCAUCCCGAUAAGAAGGCCGAUAAGAACGAUGAUGCUUUCUUCAAGUGUAUUGCCAAGGCUUACGAUACUUUGAUGAACCCUGUCCUCCGUCGUCAGUACGAUUCCGUCGAUUUCGGUAUGGCCGAUCUCGAUGAAGAUGUGCCCACUGCUAAAUCCACCGGCAACUUUUACAAAUUAUGGGGUCCUGUGUUCGAACGUGAAUCCCGUUUCUCCAACAAGCAGCCCGUGCCCCUCCUCGGCAACGAAGAAUCCACCAAGGAAGAAGUCGAACAUUUCUACGAUUUCUGGUACAACUUUGACUCGUGGAGAACCUUUGAAUGGCUCGAUAAGGAAGGUGCCGAAGGUGCCGACAGCCGUGAUGACAAGCGUUACCAAGAAAAGAAGAACCGUGCUCAGCGUGCUCAGCUCAAGAAGGAAGACAAUGCCCGUCUUCGCAAGAUUGUCGAUGUCUGCUUAAGCCUGGAUCCUCGUAUCGCCAAGUUCCGCGCCGAAGAUAAGAAGCGUAGAAACGCCAAGAAGGAUGCCAAGGCUGCUGCUGAAAAGGCCGCUGCCGAAGAAGCUGCUCGCAAGGCUGAAGAGGAACGUAUCGCCAAGGAGAAGGCCGAAGCUGAAGCCAAGGAAGCUCAGGCUAACGCCAAGAAGGAUAAGGAAGCCGUUAAGCGCGCGGUCAAGAAGGAGAAGAAAUUGAUCAAGAACUUGGUCAAGGACAACAACUACGCUUUACCCGCGGGAACCACGCCCAGCCCCGAUGAUAUCGAUCGCCAGCUUCAGUUGCUCGAUGAUAUCAUUGCAAAGAACAAGGACUUGCCCAAGUUGGAAGCUCUCCGCAAGACUCUCGAAGACGCUCACAAGGAAGGCAAACUUGCCGAAGUCUUUGCUGCUCAAGCUUAAACUCUAGAUAGAUUCUAUCCAACAAAUAAAUAAUGUCAUACUGUGUAUCUGAUGAUCACAUGCAAUUCACACACAUGGGAAUUUCGUUUUUUCUCCAGAGAGGCAGUUGUCUCUGAACUUGCAGCAAGGAUAGAGAGAAUAAAAAAU
Molecule: messenger RNA, 1784 nt
Organism: Radiomyces spectabilis
Lineage: Eukaryota; Fungi; Mucoromycota; Mucoromycetes; Mucorales; Radiomycetaceae
Product: DnaJ domain-containing protein
Exons: 1
Coding region: 357-1637 (426 amino acids)
Biological process (GO): 'de novo' cotranslational protein folding; regulation of translational fidelity
Cellular component (GO): cytosol
Molecular function (GO): Hsp70 protein binding; ribosome binding
Source: RefSeq, a predicted model, not a curated record